ACAAUAACUGAAGGCCUGUGGGAGUGCCGAUUAAUUUGGAGUUGAGCAGUCGACGUUUUUUAGUGUGAUUCAGUCAAUGAGUGUUUGAGGAUGUAUAUUUUCACAAAUUGAUUACAAAUGGAUUAAUUAGAACAGAAAACAAUGUCGACAGUGCUAGACAGGCCGGAACUGUCUUCUUCGGGAGCGGCUCCUGAGGAUGGCGUUCCGGACAUGAUCGUAAUCAGUGAAAUUGACGAAAAUGGAAUCGCUGUCAACUUACGAGUCCGCUACACCAAGGAUCAAAUUUAUACUUUCACAGGUUCUAUACUGGUAGCUGUGAAUCCGUACAAAGACCUGCCUAUCUAUGAUCAGAAAGAUGUUUCUGAGUUUAGUGGUAAGAAACUCAGCCAGGUGGAGCCACAUGUGUUUGCAAUCAGCGAGGCGGCAUUCCAGAGUCUCCAUAGCUCACAGAAAAAUCAGUCCUGUAUCAUCAGCGGAGAGAGCGGGGCUGGAAAGACGGAGACAACCAAGUUUAUCCUGCAGUAUCUGUGUUCUGUCACCAAUCACGUGUCGUUCUGGGUAGAACAACAGAUUCUUGAAGCCAACACCGUACUGGAAGCUUUUGGUAAUGCAAAGACAGUGCGUAAUGACAACUCUAGUCGGUUUGGGAAGUUUAUGCAGGUGUGUUUUGACGAGAGUCACCAGAUCAAGGGCUGUAUCGUCCAGGACUACCUACUGGAGCAGUCCCGCAUCACAUUCCAGUCGCCGGAGGAACGAAACUACCACGUCUUCUACCAGCUCGUGGCAGGGGCUGCUGCCGCACCGGAAAUACAGAACCAGUUCUACCUGUUACCCGUGGACAGUUACUUUUACCUUAACCAGAGCGGGUGUUACAAACUCUCCAAUGUGGACGAUUGUAAAAUGUUCGACAGGUUACGUCUUGCUAUGAACGUCCUGAACAUUCCGGCGGAGAUGGUGGACGGUAUUUUCUCGGUGUUGUCUGCGGUGUUGCUGAUCGGGAAUCUUACAUUUGAGGACAUUGAGGGAGAGAAGAGCGAUCUGACGGAGGAAGCUAAGGGUAUCCUGGAGAUCAUCUGUCAGCUGCUGGGGUUCGAGCCGGAGGGACUGACCGAGGCCUUGUUAUUCCGACAGAUUCAGGUCCGAGGGACGGUGACCAGUAUACCUUACAAAAUACAAGAGGCCAGUGAUAAUAGACAUGCAGUAGCCAAGGCCCUGUACUCACGUACGUUUGCGUGGCUGGUGGAUGCAAUCAACAAAUGUACAAACCCAGGACAACACCAGACCAAGUUUAUAGGGGUCCUCGACAUCUUUGGAUUUGAAAACUUCCAGACUAACAGCUUUGAGCAGCUUUGUAUCAACUACACCAAUGAGAAAUUACACCGAUUCUUCAAUCAUUAUGUUUUUGCCAUUGAACAACAAACGUAUGAAGAAGAAGAAAUCAUGUUUUCCCACAUCACAUUCACUGACAACUCGGCCUGUGUAGAGCUCAUAGAGAAGGCUCCCAGGUGUAUUUUGAAAGCUUUAGAUGAAGAGUGCAGAUUUCCACAGGGUACAGACAAAUCAUAUGUCCAUAAACAACACGAGGCGUUUGAGGGACACCCGUGUUACGUUAAGGGGGAUAGGAGACUGUGGGAGAAGGAGUUCGGGAUCCACCACUAUGCGGGGCUGGUCACCUACACGGUCCAGGGAUUCCUAGACAAGAACAAGGACACCCAGCAGGACCAGCUGUUUGAGUUGAUGCACGGAUCCACCAACAUAUUUGUACAGGAUCUCACUAGAUUCCAGGACUUGCUAGGAGUAAGGCUAGAGGAUCUCAGUGGCAGACAGACGAUAUCACGUACAAACAAAAAUAAACCCACGGUAGGUGACACCUUCAAGCACCAGUUAUCUGCCCUUGUAGACAUUCUCCAUAGUACCAAUCCCUGGUAUGUUAGAUGUGUCAAACCGAACUCGGCCAAGAAACCUAACAACUUCAACACAGAGGAGGUCCUUACUCAGCUGAGGUACUCAGGGAUGUUGGACAUCAUCAGGAUCAAGAAAGAGGGUUUCCCAGUCCAUGUUGCUAUAGAUGUCUUCCUGUCAAAGUAUGGAGUCCUACUUCAGAAGUGUGAUGAUGGACUGGAGCCAAGGGAACAAGUCCGAAAUAUUCUUAAUGUUCUCCUUCUGCCAGAAACGGAAUGGCAGGUCGGCAAAACAAAGGUUUUUAUGAGGAACUCGGUCUUUGAACCUCUGGAGACAAGACGGUUCGAGUUCCUGACACUGAAUGCUCUACUGAUACAAAAGAUCUGGAGAGGGUUCCACUGCAGGAAAGCAUAUCUGGUGAAGAGGGAAGCAGUGAUUAUUUUACAGACCAACUUCAGAGCACUACGGUACAGAAUACAGUUCAAACGACAGAGAAGAGCAGCCAUUACAAUACAGAGGUAUGUGCGUGGAAUGUUUGCUCGCUGGUACGUGGUAUCUCUGAGGGAACAGAGGCGGAUCGAGGAGGAAAGGAGACGACAAGAAGAGCUGGAACAAGAGAGACUAAUCCGCGAGAAAGAGGCGGCCGAUAGCCAGAUCAUCGAGGAAUCUCUCAAAGAUUCCCAGAAGGAGUUAGAAUCGCUGACCAAGAUGAUUGAGUCGAUGUGUGAACACUUCCAGCCGGUGAUGUCACCCACGAACCUGAACCUGGACGACAUGUUCAGCUUCCUGAAGGAUGAUCAACUCGACGCAGAUCAGGAGACACAGCAGGCACUGGACCAGAUCAACACUGAGUUCACACUGCUCAACCAACUCCUUGACGAGGACAUGGAGCGACAUGAGGAGGAGACGUAUAAGAAGAAUCAGGAGCGAGCCCUGAGGGACCUGGACCAGGCGAUGGACGGGGAAGAGGAGCUGUAUGACGACACCCUCCCACCCCCUCCCGUCACCAUGGAUACCAGUAUAUCCGGACUCGACCAGCUACCUCCCCCACCCGAGGAUGAUGAGGAGCCACCACCUCCCCCACCAGAGAGCACUAUUCCACCCCCACCCCCUCCACCAGGAGUAGUCUCCCCCAUAUCCCCCACCAUGACAGCUUCUACUGAUACUUUUGGUUCCAGGUCAUCAUAUGCUGAAAAUAUGGCAGAAAUCAUGGACAUGCAGAGGGAACUAGAUCAAUUUGAAACCUCAGCAAACGUUCUGAUGCCUCAGGCACCGGUUCUACCACCCCCUCCCACCAUACCUGCCCCACCCCCUCCUCCUUCAGUCCCUGCCCCACCCACCCCUCCAGUAGCACCACCCACCAUACCAGUACCCCCACCCCCACCUGGCCCCCCACCACCUUUGUCAUCAGAAGAAAUGCCAGGAGCACCACCGAUCACAAAUGUCAACAGACCUCUACCAGCCCCGCCCGUCCUUCCACCCCCACCUACGAUACCAGCACCCCCCACCCCAACAGGCAUGGUCACAAGGAGGAGGCCCAAUUCUAUCAAGAUACAGAAUGGUGACGUCCGUCCGCCAUCUAACGUGGAGGUCCUUUCUCCCACGAUGCAGAAGAAGUUGAGUACAUUGAUGUCGGGGCCCAGUGAUGAGGUGGUACAAAUGAGGGCCAAGAGGAUUAGUACCAUGUAUAACCUGAAUGGGGACGUCGGACAUCGCGAGUCUCGUAACAGUACAAUAGAGGAAGAAGACGAAGUGGAAACGGAGCACGACUUCAUGGAGUACGCGGAGAAGUACUUCAUCGAUCAUCCCAAGGACUUCGGGGGAGGAACCAUCAUGAAGAACCUCAAGAGAAAGAGCGGUUCUAAGGAGAUGGUGAGUAAGGACGAGAUGCUGGUCUUCUGUAAGAACGGACUGAUUCCCGCCUCCCACAUCAUGAUCCACGACAACGAGAACCUUCAUCUGGCCUGCUCCCUCUUCAAGGAAAUCACAAAAUACAUCAAAGACGAGGUGAAGGAUGAUGUAGCCCUACAGACCGUACAGAAGUACGUAAAGUCAGGAAUCGAGCGUAUCGAGCUACGAGAUGAGAUCUUCUGUCAGCUGGUGAGACAGACGAAACACAACCCCGAGCGGCCAUGGCUACUGACCACGUGGACGUUGCUCUGCCUAUGUACUGCUGCCUUCAGUCCCAGUAAAACACUACACAAGUACCUGAUGAGUUACAUCAAACAGAGCUGUAGUGACAGUAUCGUGGGGAAGUACGCUCUACAGUGUCACAAACACAUGACCAAGACCCGGGCCACCUCACGCAAAAACCCUCCCUCCAUGUCCGAAAUCAUGAGUAUGCGACACCUGAGUCCGAUGGUGUGUAAGAUUUCGUUUAUGGACAAUAAGACGAAGGCCGUGGGGGUGAUGCCAUGCGAUACAUCAGAGGACGUACUAGAGAGUGUCCGUAAGAAGAUCGGACUCCAGUCUGUGGAGGGAUGGGCGCUGUAUGAGGUGUCCACAGACCUGGAUCGUUACAUCAGAACGUAUGAAUUCGUGGCUGACAUUCUUUCUGCCUGGGAAAUGAGUGAUAAGCUGGCAGCCCAGCCGAGUAAGUAUGAGACAAUUUCUAAGAAGGGACCUAAAAUGGCACUGGGUGGUACUGAUGCUGUUAUCAUGCUGAGGAAGAGAGUGUUCAAACAUAUAACGGAGAUCCCUAACGACCCUGUGGAGUACAGACUUCUGUACGCCGAGGCCGUACAACAGGUUAUAUCGGACAAGUUCCCUGUGUCAGACAAGGUGGCUCUACAGUUAGCGGGACUCCAGGCUCAGGUGGUGUGUGGGAAUUACGAGGAGGGGAAGGAUAACAGGUAUUCUGAAGCAGAGCAGUUCCUCUGUAAGAGAAUUAUAAACCAACCAGGAAGGGACUGGAAUGAGGAAAUAGCAUCAGCUCAUAGGCAUUAUGGUAAGGAUAAGUCUGAGCUGGAGGCGAUGGUGUGGUACCUGACGUGUGUGAAGCAGUUCCCUCUGUAUGGCUGUACGCUAUUCCAUAUCCUCAACAAAGGAAUGUGGCACCACAUGGGGGACGUGUACCUCGCCAUCAACAUGGACGGCCUCAAGUUCGUACGCGGCAAGGACAAGAAUGUCAUGCAUGGAUUUAUGUACUCUGAGAUCGAGUCCAUCACCAUGGAUCCUAACGAUAACUACAUGACUGUGGAGCUGAAGAAUGAGGUCAUCUGUCAACAGAGAUGUUUCAUGUUUGAGACCAAUCAGAAGGAAGAUAUUGGUCACCUGAUUGCAAGCUAUUCCCCAGGCCAUGCCUCCUGGCUCAAACCAGAAUAUGAGAGUCUUAAGAAAAAGAAUAAGAUGACAGAUGAUGAGAAGUUAAAGCUGUAUGAGGAGUUGGUUCGUUGUCGUCGAGCGUUAUCUGACAGUCGACUCUUACGUCCAGCCCAGGCUCACCACCAUGCCAACUUCCUCAAGCAGUCAAUCAGGAGGCUGACCAAGUCUAAGAUGGAGAGACUGCGGAGUUCCACGAUGGCCAUCGGCCAGUUUGACGUCAGUUACUGGUCAUUCAGUAAGUCGUGUAUCAAACAGGCCCUCACGAUCCUGGACCCUCAGAUGGAGGAGCAGGCCAUCAAAAUGUUCUCCUCAAUCCUCAUUUACUCAGGACUCGAGGAGCCAGCAAGACACUUUCAUAUUGGUAGCAUAUUUGACUCAGGUAAAGAUGAGAAGCCAGAUAUGACCUCACUCAUCCAGAACGCAAUCCACAAAUGUAUGGACAGUGAUCAGCUGUGUAACGAGUUUUAUCUCCAACUCAUCAAACAGACCACAGAUCACCCAGACCCUAACAGCGUGGUGAACAAGAAGAACUGGCAGUUGAUGGCGGUGGCCUGUAGCAGUCUGACCCCCACCCACAGUCGCCUCCAGAAGUACCUCCUCUGUCACCUCCGAAAGUGUUCCCUAGACUCCACCUCCGAGGAGGGGAAAUUCGCCAGGUUCUGUCACAAGUGCUUUACCCGAACUGCUGAACAGAAGAGAAGGAAGUUUCCUCCAUCACAGAAGGAGAUUCAGUGCCUGACUGAGAGGCGACCAAUCUUUGAAAAGGUGUUUUUCUUAAAUGGGGAGAACAGAAGUGUAGAGUUUGACUCGGCCUCCACCUGUGGAGAGCUGAUCAAGACAGUGAAAGCCAAGAUAGGAAUGAGAUCUGAUGCGGAGUGUUUCUCUCUGUAUGAGAUAGGGCCAUCAGAGAGGCACAUGGCACACGAUGAGAGGCUGUCAGACAUGCUCAGUAAAUGGGAGAGGCUUGGGAGGGGAUUCGGAAAGGAGCAGAAAAUGUUAUUUAAGAAGCGCCUGUUCAUUGACCCGUACAUUAACCCCCUGGACCCAGUGGAGUGUGACCUGGUUUUCCAUCAGUUGAUGGGUGACCUGGCGGAGAGCAAGAUUCCCAUCACUCAACAAGAGGCGGUGAAACUUUGUGCCUUGAAAAUCCAGUCAGAAAUGGACGACCUUCAGUCUCUUGAUAUCGACUACAGCUCCUGUCUGAGGAUUCUGCCGGCGUACAUCAGAGACUCGGUGAGACUGGAGGACGUUGCGUGCGUUCACAACUCGGUGAUGGAGCUGCUACCUAACCAGGCCAUCUUAGCCUUUAUAGAGAUCCUCAAACAGUGGACUCUGUUCGGGGCCCAAGUCUUCAAUGUCUCUCAAAACUACACAUCAUCUCUUCCCAAGAAUCUUCUCCUUGCCAUUCAUCAACAAGGGAUUACCCUUAUGGAAGUCAACACUUUUAGAACUCUUGCCUCCUACCAAUAUACUGAGGUGGUACACUCCAGUCCAGCCAUCACCAGUAUUAUGAUUGUUGUGGGUCAUGUCGCCAAGGGAAUUAAAUACAUGUUUACAACAAACCAGGCUUUUGAGAUUGCCCACCUAAUAAAAGACUACAUCACAGAGCUACAGUCUCGAUUCCUGAUCCCUGCUCCUCAGAGCACUGAUAUAAACAUGAAUCGUGCCUCCGCGGUGUUCUUUGAUGAUCCUUCAAGUACGCUACAAACGCUAGUGUAGCAUCCAUAGAAAGAGACUAGAUCCCAAAAUCAUGCUGUGUUCAUUAAAAUAUUUCCAACAAAUAUUCUGACAAAGUCAGGAAUGUGAGAGUGUAUGUGUCUGAAAUGGAUUUUGUGUCGUAACUCAAUGUUUUUAAUAUAACCAGACCGUGACGGUCUGCUUCCUGUGCAAUCUAAUCAUGUGAUAUGUAGUGGGCGUGGCACUGUGCUAGCUGUAUCAGACAAUGUAGUGGGUGUGGCACUGUGCUGGCUG
Saccostrea cuccullata (small rock oyster) is the source of this 7197-nucleotide messenger RNA. RefSeq names its product myosin-I heavy chain-like. The record is from RefSeq and is a predicted model, not a curated record. The transcript is spliced from 43 exons. Gene Ontology annotation, cellular component: myosin complex; cytoskeleton. Bases 142 to 6945 code for a protein of 2267 amino acids. Lineage: Eukaryota; Metazoa; Mollusca; Bivalvia; Ostreida; Ostreidae. Gene Ontology annotation, molecular function: protein binding; cytoskeletal motor activity; ATP binding.